AUGGAUUAUCAGAAUAGAGCAGGAUCGAAGAAAGGUGGCGGUGGUGUUGCCGGAGAUGAAGAAGCCAAUAGACACAGAAGCGAGCGUAUACGACAGUUACUUGGCUCCAGCAUAGAUAUCGCCAACGAUCCUUAUGUGUUCAGAAACCAUCUGGGAGUGUUGGAGUGUAAGCUAUGCUACACUACACAUAAUACAGAAGCAUCAUACAUUGCGCAUGUUGGCGGAAAGAAACAUCAGAUGCAGUUGAUGUAUAGAGCACGGUCAGACCAGCAGAAGACGGAAGCAGAUGGCCUCAAGACGUCUGGUUUGGUGCUUUCGGAUAUAAAGAAGAGGAAAUACACAUCUAUAGGAAGACCUGGGUAUAAGGUGACGAAAAUCCGUGAUCCUGUGACUUACCAGAAAGGACUGUUGUUCCAGCUCAGCUUCAAGGAGCUAUCCGAAGAAGUUAGCAAGCCUCGAUACAGAUUGAUGUCUAGUUUCGAACAAAAAGUGGAGACCCCACCGCAGAAGAAUUUCCAGUACUUGGUGAUAUCUGGGGAGCCCUACGAGAAUGUAUCGUUCAAAGUUCCAGUUGGAGCGAUUGACAGGUCCAAGGAGAAGUUCUGGGACUACUGGGAUCAGGAUACCAAAGAAUAUUUCGUCCAAUUCUUUUACGAAAACUAA
Kuraishia capsulata CBS 1993 is the source of this 663-nucleotide messenger RNA. RefSeq lists its product as uncharacterized. Gene Ontology annotation, cellular component: U2 snRNP; U2-type prespliceosome; catalytic step 2 spliceosome. Gene Ontology annotation, biological process: spliceosomal complex assembly. The transcript has a single exon. The coding region runs from base 1 to 663 and encodes 220 amino acids. NCBI's taxonomy places the organism in Eukaryota, Fungi, Ascomycota, Pichiomycetes, Pichiales, Pichiaceae. The record is from RefSeq and is a predicted model, not a curated record.